Verruconis gallopava is the source of this 555-nucleotide messenger RNA. RefSeq lists its product as uncharacterized. Bases 1 to 555 code for a protein of 184 amino acids. The transcript is spliced from 2 exons. Lineage: Eukaryota; Fungi; Ascomycota; Dothideomycetes; Venturiales; Sympoventuriaceae. The record is from RefSeq and is a predicted model, not a curated record.
AUGCCCUACAAAGUUCCCUUUUGUCUGAAGACUGAUGAAGAGCGCGAGAAGAACAUCGAGAAGAACCUAGACUUCAUCCAUAGGACGCACAUGGAGGCGAUCUUUUACACGUACCGUGAGGGAAAACUUGCACAAACUCGUGAGCUCUGUAUUCGUGCCAUGGAUAGCCACCGUCUCCCUAGCUACUACCGCAAGGUGUAUCAGGGACUUGUAAGGACCAUCGACGGAGACGUGGACCUAGCAGCGGAGAGCCCUAAGAUGUCCCAAGCUCUUGUAGCAGUCAAAGGCGACCAAGCAGACACUGUGGAGGAGCGUACCACUACCAUGCUACAUGCGCCAGCCGUUUGCAAAGAAAAAGAUAUCAUUGGAGAUAAAAGCAAAGUCCAUAGCCCAAUGGCUAUCAUUGACAGCGCAAACGCGUUUGGAGGCGGUAGCGAUGAGACCGAAAAUGCUAACCUGUUCGAAGAGCUGGUUCGUCUCGCAAACAAAUGCAAGAAGGAUGGAAAGGACAUGAACACCAAUGGCACGAGCAUUCGGCGCCCAUCUUCCAAUUAG